Messenger RNA from Nymphaea colorata (pocket water lily), 7873 nucleotides. Its product is annotated as calpain-type cysteine protease DEK1. Bases 591 to 7076 code for a protein of 2161 amino acids. The transcript is spliced from 31 exons. Gene Ontology annotation, molecular function: calcium-dependent cysteine-type endopeptidase activity. The record is from RefSeq and is a predicted model, not a curated record. Gene Ontology annotation, cellular component: cytoplasm. Lineage: Eukaryota; Viridiplantae; Streptophyta; Magnoliopsida; Nymphaeales; Nymphaeaceae. Gene Ontology annotation, biological process: proteolysis.
CUCCCCGUUUUUCACUCCCCCUCCCCCCCCUCUCUCUCUCUCUUCGUCACUUUCUCUCUCUAGAAAACCCUCGCUGAGAGUGUCGCUAGUGGCUCCUAUCUCCCAUUCUCCAUCUCUUCCUUCUUCUUCUCCCUCCUCCUCUUCGCCUUCCACUUCGUUUUGGUGCUUUUCGAGCCCUAGAAAUCGGAAACCCUAAGGCUGCGUCGGCUUCCCUCUUCCCGGCAUCGCGGAUUUUCCGAGCUUCCCCUUUGCGGGAAACCCUAGAACAGAGGGCCAUGGGGCUCGGCAGCCGUCGAUUGGAGGCCUGAGCGAGGCAUUUUGCUAGGCGGUGUGGCGUGGUGGCGGGGGAGGCCUUCUUUGCUGGUGGCGGAGUGUUCUUGCUGUGGUUCUUUUUGGAGCUCGCUAGGGUUUAGAGCGAGCUUGGUGCUUGCGGGGGUGGGGUUGGUGAAGCGUUGAAGAGAAGGGACCUGCUUGGUUGCGCGUUUAGUGCUCAUUGGGGGCUGUGGUUCGAGCAUUGGAGUCUUGCUUUGACUGUGUGAAUCUGUAUUGGGGCAUGGGUUGUGGGGUUGGGGCUCUGGAGGCUUUGUAGGAUGGCUGGGGGCGAGCAUAGCGUCGUGGUCGCUUGCGCCGUCAGUGGGUCGCUGUUUGCGUUCCUUACCUCGUUUUCUGUUGCCAUCCUUUGGGCCGUGAAUUGGAGGCCAUGGCGAAUAUACAGCUGGGUUUUUGCUAGAAAAUGGCCUGAAGUGCUGUAUGGUCCUCAAUUGAGUGCCUUGUGUGGAAUUUUGUCACUUUCUGCAUGGACAAUUGUGGUUUCACCUGUUUUAGUGCUGGUUGCUUGGGGAAUCUGGUUGGUUGCAAUUUUGGAUCGGCACGUAAUUGGGCUGGCAGUUAUCAUGGCUGGAACUUCUCUAUUGCUUUCGUUGUAUGCCAUCAUGCUUUGGUGGAGAACUCAAUGGCAAAGUUCAAGGGCAGUAGCUAUUCUUCUUCUCCUGGCUGUAGCUCUUCUCUGUGCAUACGAAUUUUGUGCUGUAUAUGUGACUGCAGGGUCUAGUGCCUCCAAAAGAUAUUCACCAUCUGGCUUCUUUUUUGGUGUGUCAGCAAUAGCUCUAGCAAUUAACAUGCUUUUUAUUUGCAGAAUGGUCUUUAAUGGAAAUGGCUUGGAUGUGGAUGAAUAUGUUCGGCGAUCUUAUAAGUUUGCUUACUCUGAUGGUAUUGAAGUAGGGCCAGUGGCUUGUUUGCCUGAACCGCCUGACCUGAAUGAGUUAUUUUUGCAAAAAACGAAUAGGGCUUCUUAUCUCGGGCUGCUGUAUGCUGGAUCACUUAUUGUACUUUUUGUGUAUUCUAUCUUGUAUGGUUGGACAGCUAAAGAAGCCCGCUGGCUUGGGGCUGUCACUUCUGCUGCUGUUGUUGUGUUGGACUACAACAUGGGUACAUGGUUGUUUGGAUUUGAGCUUCUCAAAAGCAGAGUUACGGCUCUUUUUGUUGCAGGGACCUCAAGGGUUUUCCUUAUCUGCUUUGGAGUGCAUUACUGGUAUUUAGGGCAUUGCAUCAGCUAUGCUGUUGUAGCAUCUGUACUAUUAGGUGCUGCAGUUUCUCGUCAUUUAUCUAUGAUGAAUCCGUUGGCUGCAAGGAGAGAUGCUCUAGAGAGUACUGUCAUUCGCCUUAGGGAGGGCUUCCGGAGAAAAGGUUUAAACAGCUCAUCUAGCUCUUCAGAGGGUUGUGGAUCAAGUGCAAAACGUAGUAGCAGUGUUGAAGUUGGGCAACUUGUCAAUGCUGGUGAGCCCAUCCCUAGAAGCACUAUGAAUUCUGCUGGUGAUGGUGUUUGUUGGAACAACAAUGCACUUGGUGGCGGAAAUUUGCAUGAAGGAGUAUGCAGUGACAAAAGUAUUGAUAGUGGAAGGCCAAGUUUCAUGUUGCAUAGUGGCUCUUGCAAAUCAGUUGUUCAGGAGUGUGAAAUGGGUACCGUCAAUAAUGAUAGGAGUUGUAAUCAAAAUAACCCUUUGAUGGGUUGUCCUAGCAGUGGCAUAGAAAGUCAAGGUUGCGAUUCAAGCACAUCUGCUGCAACUUCAGCCAAUCAGCAAGUCUUGGAUGCAAAUUUGGCUUUGUUUUUCCAGGAAAGGUUAAAUGAUCCAAGGGUCACCUCAAUGUUAAAAAAGAGAGCAAGAGAAGGUGACCAUGAAUUAGCCAAUCUAUUGCAAGAUAAAGGGUUAGAUCCAAAUUUUGCUGUAAUGUUGAAGGAAAAGGGAUUGGACCCAACUAUUCUUGCUUUGUUACAGAGAAGUAGUCUUGAUGCAGAUAGGGAUCACAGAGACAACACGGAAGAUCCUAUUGUGGAGUCUAGUUCUUUGGGCGAUCCUAUUGCAAAUCCAAUUUCAUUGUCUGAGGAGCUGAGACAGCGGGGUUUAGGAAGAUGGCUUGAAAUAUGUAGAUUUAUUUUGCGACAAGUAGCAGGCACACCAUUGCGUGCCUGGGUUGUAUUCAGUUUCAUAUUCAUCCUAGAAACUGUCGUAGUGGCUAAAUUUCGCCCAAAAACUGUCAAGGUCAUUAAUGCUGUUCAUGAACAGUUUGAGUUUGGGUUUUCAGUGCUGCUACUGUCACCAGUUGUUUGCUCCGUUUUUGCUUUCCUUCGUUCACUUCAAGCUGAGGACAUGGCGAUGACAUCUAGACCUCGAAAGUAUGGCUUUAUAGCUUGGCUGUUGAGUACCUGUGUCGGUUUGCUGCUUUCUUUCUUAAGCAAAUCAUCAGUGUUGCUUGGUUUGGCUCUCACUGUCCCCUUAAUGGUUGCAUGUCUUUCUAUUGCAAUUCCUAUAUGGAUUCGCAAUGGAUAUCGUUUCUGGGUCCCUCAAGUGGAUAACACAACACAGUCAAGUAGCAAUCAGGCUGGUGCCCGUGAGGGUAUUUUGCUGAUGGUGUCCACAACAAUUCUAAUUGGAUCAAUUGUAGCAUUAGGUGCAAUUGUUUCGGCAAAGCCGUUGGAUGAACUGGGUUAUACAGGCUGGAAUGGCCAUAAAAAAUAUGAUGAUUCUCCUUACACUUCGUCUUUGUACCUUGGAUGGGCAAUGACCUCCAUCUUAGCCCUACUAGUCACUGGUGUACUGCCUAUAGUUUCUUGGUUUGCAACCUACAGGUUUUCACUCUCUUCAGCUGUCUGUAUUGGUAUCUUUGCAAUUGUACUUGUUUCCUUCUGUGGAGCUUCUUAUUUAGAGGUUGUCAACUCGCGUGUUGAUCGGAUGCCUACGAAAGGAGAUUUUCUUGCUGCAUUGCUACCGCUGGUGUGCAUUCCUGCUGUCCUGUCACUUUGCUCUGGGUUGUACAAAUGGAAAGAUGAUGACUGGCGCGUCUCUCGUGGUGUUUAUGUCUUUGUUGGCAUUGGAUUGCUUCUUUUGCUUGGUGCUAUCUCAGCUGUCAUAAUAAUUGUUAAACCUUGGACGGUAGGAUUUUCAUUUCUUUUGGUUCUGCUGCUAGUUGUACUUGCCAUUGGUGUUAUUCAACACUGGGCUUCAAACAACUUCUAUUUGACGCGGACACAAAUGUUCUUAGUUUGUCUGUUGGCAUUUAUUUUGGGUUUAGCAGCAUUUCUGGUCGGAGUAUUGGAAGAUAAGCCCUUUGUCGGUGCGUCUGUUGGCUACUUUUCUUUCCUUUUUCUUCUGGCUGGGCGUGCAUUGACUGUACUACUUUCACCUCCUGUUGUAGUCUACUCCCCACGAGUGCUCCCGGUUUAUGUCUAUGAUGCACAUGCAGAUUCUGCAAAAAAUGUUAGUACGGCAUUUGUUAUUCUCUAUGGGAUUGCUCUUGCAACUGAAGGUUGGGGUGUUGUUGCUAGCUUGAAUAUAUAUCCACCUUUUGCGGGUGCUGCUGUAUCUGCAAUUACUCUUGUCGUGUCAUUUGGAUUUGCUGUUUCUCGCCCAUGUUUAACUCUUAAGAUGAUGGAAGAUGCAAUGCACUUUCUUGGCAAGGAAACCUUGGUCCAGACUAUUGCUCGGUCAGCGACAAAAACAAGAAAUGCACUUUCUGGAACUUAUUCAGCACCACAGAGAUCUGCGAGUUCUGCUGCUCUUUUGGUUGGAGAUCCAACAAUUACACGUGACAGGGCUGGAAACUUUGUUCUUCCUAGAGCAGAUGUCAUGAAAUUAAGAGAUCGUUUAAGGAAUGAAGAAUUUGCUGCAGGGUUAUUUUUCUGUAGAACCAAACCUGGUUUUUCUUUUAGGCAUGAUCUUUCUUCGGACAUGGGAAAUAGGAGAAAAAUGUGUGCUCAUGCACGUAUCUUGGCUUUGGAGGAAGCUAUUGAUACCGAAUGGGUAUACAUGUGGGAUAAAUUUGGUGGAUACUUGCUUCUCUUGCUUGGGCUGACUGCAAAGGCCGAACAAGUGCAGGAUGAAGUUCGCUUGCGGCUUUUCCUUGACAGUAUUGGUUUGUCAGAUUUAAGUGCCAAGAAAAUAAAGAAGUGGAUGCCAGAAGACCGUAGACAGUUUGAGAUAAUUCAGGAAAGUUAUAUCAGGGAAAAGGAGAUGGAAGAAGAAAUCCUUAUGCAGCGGCGAGAAGAAGAAGGAAAAGGAAAAGAAAGAAGGAAAGCUCUCUUGGAAAAGGAAGAGCGCAAAUGGAAGGAGUUGGAAGCUUCUCUUAUAUCCUCCAUCCCCAAUGUUGGAAGCAGAGAAGCUGCUGCAGUGGCAGCAGCAGUGCGUGCUAUUGGUGGAGAGUCUGUGAUGGAGGACUCUUUUGCCAGGGAGCAGGUCUCUGGAAUUGCACGCCGUGUCCUUACUGCACAAAUGGCACGAAGAGCACAACAGACUGGAGUUCCAGGUGCUGUUUGCAUACUGGAUGAUGAACCAAGAACAGGGGGUCGUCAUUGUGGCCCACUUGAUCCAAAUAUCUGUCAGAGUCAAAAGGUCACUUUCUCCAUCGCCGUUAUGAUUCAACCUGAGUCUGGUCCUGUUUGUCUUCUUGGAACUGAACUACAAAAGAAGGUUUGCUGGGAGAUCCUGGUUGCUGGUUCGGAGCAAGGAAUAGAGGCUGGACAGGUUGGCCUUCGAAUGGUAACCAAAGGUGAUAGACAAACCACUGUAGCCAAGGAGUGGUGCAUCGGUGCAUCAAGUAUUGCAGAUGGAAGGUGGCACAUGGUGACUGUUACAAUUGAUGCCGAAGUAGGUGAGGCAACCACAUAUCUUGAUGGGGUAUUUGAUGGGUAUCAAAGUGGAUUACCACUCCAUGCCAGUAACGGAAUCUGGGAACAAGGAACAGAAGUGUGGAUUGGCAUAAGACCGCCAAUAGAUUUGGAUGCCUUCGGGAGAUCAGAUAGUGAAGGUUCUGAAUCUAAGAUGCACAUAAUGGAUGCAUUUUUGUGGGGAAAAUGCCUCACUGAAGAUGAGGUCGCAACUUUUUAUGGUUCUACAUGUUCUGCAGAGUACAAUAUGAUUGACUUUCCAGAUGAUGGUUGGAAUUGGCCGGAUUCACCCUCUAGGGUGGAUGACUGGGAUAGUGAGACUGCUGAUGUUGAUCUCUAUGAUCGUGACGAUGUUGAUUGGGAUGGUCAAUACUCAAGUGGUAGAAAAAGGAGAGUUGACCGACAAGGGGUGACGGUAGAUGUGGAAUACAUUGCAAGGAAAUUGCGGAAGCCUAGGUUGGAGAGUCAGGAAGAAAUUAAUCAACGCAUGCACUCAGUUGAGUUAGCUGUGAGAGAAGCACUCUUUGCUCGAGGAGAAACACAUUUCACUGACCAGGAAUUUCCGCCUUCUAAUCAGUCAUUGUUUGUAGAUCCUGAAAGUCCACCUUCAAAACUGCAAGUUGUUUCUGAGUGGAUGAGGCCAAAAGACCUAGUGAAGGAGAGCUGUAGGGAUUUCACUCCGUGUUUGUUUUCAGGACCACCUAACCCAUCUGAUGUUUGUCAGGGCCGGUUAGGUGAUUGUUGGUUUUUGAGUGCUGUUGCUGUGUUAACUGAAGUAUCCCGCAUAUCAGAAGUAAUAAUUACUCCUCAGUAUAAUGAGGAAGGUGUAUAUACUGUACGGUUUUGCAUCCAGGGGGAGUGGGUGCCUGUUGUUGUUGAUGAUUGGAUACCAUGUGAAUCACGCGGGAAACCAGCAUUUGCUACAAGCAGGAAAGGGAAUGAAUUUUGGGUUUCUAUUUUGGAGAAAGCUUAUGCUAAGUUGCAUGGGUCAUAUGAAGCACUUGAAGGAGGGCUUGUCCAAGAUGCUCUGGUUGACCUCACAGGAGGGGCUGGUGAAGAGAUUGACAUGAGGAGCACACAGGCGCAAAUUGACCUUGCAAGUGGAAGGUUAUGGUCUCAGCUGUUGCGUUUCAAGCAAGAGGGUUUUCUACUUGGUGCUGGGAGUCCAUCUGGUUCGGAUGUCCAUGUCUCAUCCAGUGGAAUUGUUCAGGGUCAUGCUUAUUCGAUUCUGCAGGUGAGAGAGGUUGAUGGACACAAGCUUGUUCAAAUUCGAAAUCCUUGGGCUAAUGAGGUGGAAUGGAAUGGUCCCUGGUCUGACUCAUCAUCGGAGUGGACAGAGCGGAUAAGGCACAAGCUCAAGCAUGUGCCUCAGUCGAAAGAUGGAAUAUUUUGGAUGUCUUGGCAAGACUUUCAACUGCAUUUUCGGUCAAUAUAUGUCUGUCGGGUCUACCCCCCUGAGAUGCGUUACUCUGUGCAUGGGCAAUGGCGUGGCUGCAGUGCUGGUGGUUGCCAGGACUAUGAUACAUGGAAUCAGAAUCCUCAAUUUCGAUUGAGAGCUGUUGGAGCAGAUGCGUCGUUGCCCAUCCAUGUAUUCAUAACCUUAACACAGGGUGUGAGCUUCUCGCGGAAGACAGCCGGCUUCAGGAACUAUCAGUCCAGCCAUGACUCCUCUAUGUUCUACAUCGGAAUGAGAAUUUUGAAAACGCGCGGUCGGCGUGCUGCUUAUAACAUAUACUUACACGAGUCAGUUGGUGGGACUGAUUAUGUUAAUUCCAGGGAAAUAGCUUGUGAAAUGGUUCUUGACCCUGACCCCAAGGGAUACACGAUUGUGCCAACGACGAUUCAUCCUGGAGAGGAAGCACCAUUCGUCCUAUCGGUCUUCACUAAGGCAGCAAUUGUCUUGGAACCGUUAUAGUAGAGAUCCAUGUAAAGUUUGGUUUAAUCUUCAAUCUAUCCAUUGGGUGGCUAUUCAAGAACCCUUGUGCCGAUUUUUUGGGCGUGCAAGGUACUUGUGGCCAUGCCUGCCUUCCGGUAGCAGCUUCCUUUUGUCCCCAAAUUUGCAGCACCACCAUAUGAAGGUCUAUUUUUGUUCUAUCCCUUUACAUUUGGCUUCCAAAAAUGCGGUGUUCCCGGCAGCUGGAUCGUACUUCUCAUCAAGCUAAUGAACAUGUUGUCUGGAUUCAUCUGUGUUCUGAAAUUCUACGCCCGUGCACGUCAAAGGCAGUAGUUUGGAACAUAUAUUCAAGGGUUCAAGCAUGCCUCCCAAGACACUUGAAGCACAUCCGUGCUAUGCGCCAUGCUCGGAAAUGUCCAGUGCGUGGAAGAAGCAGCAGAUUGAAGUGGAUGAUGGCCUAGGGCGUUCUCAGAAGCUACUUGAGGGUCGGCAGGUCAGGUUUGGUUUUGGAUUUGACAGCAGAUUGGAUUCGGCAGCUGUAGAUUCUCUGUCAAUAACUGCAGGGCAGCGGAACGACCGUUUUGGCUAAGGUGGUUGAUGAGAGUUUGGGGGUUGGUGUACAGGUUUAUGUAAAAAGAUGAUAAAAAUGGGGGAAAAGGGGGAUUCAUAAUCAUACCAUAUAUUAGAAUAAGGGCGUCUUUGUUGCUAAGCAUUCAGGUCGUCAGUAGCAGUUUUGAGAGCCCAAAGUAGAGGUCAGUGUCUGUAUAACAUUGUUAAUUUUUUCUUUGCAGCAAUGCAAUUUGGCCAAUUUCAGCCGA